ACAUAUGGUUGAGCUUUGCCAUCGUCACAACAUUACAUUACAUUAUUAUUACUACCGCAUUCUUAACUCUAUUGCCAGUAUCGCUUUCGUAUCAAAGCAACUCCUUCUUCUCUUUCUGCUUCUCUCCUUUCACUACCCCAUACUCCUCUCUAUUCCACGUUUCCAUCGCCGCCUCAAAAGUCUUCGUCUCUCUCUCUUUCUCUCUCUCCUAAAUACGAUGCUAUUUUCUCGAUUUUCUAGAAACCUCAGAGCUGCCUUCAAUGGAUGUCGCUGCUAUCUCUCUAUUCGAGACCACAACCACCGCUUUCUUCUCUCUCACUCGCAUAGAGACUCUACUCAACAGGUUAUGAGAGGUUUAAUUUUUUCAAAGGGCUUGCCAGCGUUGUAUAGUAGUAGAUAUCAAAUUCAUCAUCAAAGCAGCUCUCUAAUUGAGGAUGAACUUGAUCCAUUUUCACUGGUAGCUGAUGAAUUAUCACAUAUUGGUAACAAGCUGCGAGAAAUGGUAGUAGCUGAGGUUCCUAAGCUUGCCUCUGCUGCUGAGUACUUCUUCAAAAUGGGUGUGGAAGGAAAAAGAUUUCGUCCCACAGUUUUGUUGUUAAUGUCAACGGCACUAAAUCUACCAAUUCCCCUAGUACCUCCUCCAAUGGAACUUGGAGGUGCUACAAGAAAUGACCUACGUUCAAGACAACAGCGCAUAGCUGAAAUAACAGAGAUGAUACAUGUGGCAAGCCUUCUUCAUGAUGAUGUAUUGGAUGAUGCAGAUACUAGACGUGGUAUUGGUUCAUUAAAUUUUGUAAUGGGAAAUAAGUUGGCAGUAUUGGCUGGAGAUUUUUUGCUUUCCCGGGCUUGUGUCACUCUGGCCUCUUUAAAGAACACAGAGGUUGUAUCUUUGUUGGCAAAAGUUGUAGAACAUCUUGUAACGGGGGAGACCAUGCAAAUGACUUCAACAUCUGAUCAACGGUGUAGCAUGGAAUAUUAUAUGGAAAAGACUUACUACAAGACUGCAUCAUUAAUAUCAAACAGUUGCAAGGCAAUAGCCAUCCUUGCCGGGCAAACAACUGAAGUUGCAGUGCUUGCUUUUGAGUAUGGAAAAAAUCUGGGUCUGGCAUUUCAAUUGAUAGAUGAUGUGCUUGAUUUCACAGGGACAUCAGCUUCCCUCGGAAAAGGCUCUUUAUCAGACAUUCAACAUGGAAUUGUUACAGCUCCAAUAUUGUUUGCGAUGGAGGAAUUCCCCCAAUUGCGUACAAUUGUAGAGGAGGGCUUUGAAAACACCGAGAACGUUAAUAUUGCUCUGGAUUAUCUUGGGAAGAGCCGAGGAAUACAGAAGACGAAGGAGCUAGCCGUGAAGCAUGCUACCCUUGCAGCAGAAGCAAUUGAUUCCUUACCUGAGAGUGACGAUGAAGAUGUAAGAAAAUCAAGGAAAGCCCUUGUAGAACUUACUCAAAUAGUCAUUACAAGAACAAAAUGACAGGAAGGCUUUGUCUCCAUUUUUGUUUUUUUCUUUGUUUUGGUAGCUAAAAGAAGUCUCUCACAGUAAAAAUCAACAGCUAACAAUUUCAGUCACCAUUUUUCAAUUCUUCCAUCAUCCUUCCCCAUUGGGGAAAAUAAGUUAUUCUUAGGAUAAUGUCAUACUGUCACCAUUCCUUUUUCUUAUAUUUAAUCUUUUUCCUUGUUAUCUUUUAUGGUCUCUGUUUUGUUGUUUGUAAACUGAAAUGAUAUACUCGAACUACUCACAGUUUGUUUUAUGUGUACAUCCGAAGUGAAAAAUUAGUGAAGGACAAAGUUAAGAACAAGCUUGUGUUAAA
Lathyrus oleraceus (garden pea) is the source of this 1805-nucleotide messenger RNA. Its product is annotated as solanesyl diphosphate synthase 3, chloroplastic/mitochondrial. Gene Ontology annotation, molecular function: prenyltransferase activity. Gene Ontology annotation, cellular component: transferase complex. The record is from RefSeq and is a predicted model, not a curated record. The coding region runs from base 5 to 1468 and encodes 487 amino acids. Gene Ontology annotation, biological process: isoprenoid biosynthetic process; ubiquinone biosynthetic process. The transcript has 12 exons. Lineage: Eukaryota; Viridiplantae; Streptophyta; Magnoliopsida; Fabales; Fabaceae.